AUGAAUAAUAAACUAGAAAAAUUAGUGCAAAAUUUGUUUAAAGAAGGUAAUAUUAAAUCUGAAAUUUUGAAAUAAGUUUUGUUAACUGUAGAUCUUAAAUAAUUUGUUGACGAGUCUGAUAAAAUAUCUGCUUAUGAAGAUUAACCAUUUUAAUUAGGCUUUAAUGCAACUAUAUCUGCUCCUCAUAUUCUUUAGUAUUAUAUUAAGUAAUUAGGAAUUACUUUAAGAUCGUUUAUAAAAUGGAGUAAGAGCUCUUGAUAUUGGUUCUGGUAGUGGAUACUUAUGUGCUGCAAUGUUUUUUAUAAUGAAAUCAUAAUAAUCCAAAGUAAUUGGAGAGGAACAUGUUCCAGAAUUGGUUGAAAAAUCAAUCAAAAAUUUAAGCUAGUAAAUUAAAAUAAUAAUAGAUAGUACUUAUAAGUAAUAGUUAAAGAUAAACAAAUAUAAAUUAUAAAAGGAGAUGGACGAUUAGGGUUUGAGUAAGAAGGCCCUUAUUAAGCUAUUCAUGUAGGUGCUGCAGCUGAAACAAUACCACAGAAACUAUUAGAAUAAUUAGAUAAUGGCGGUCGUAUGGUAAUUCCUGUUGGUAAGGGAAACCAAGUUUUUUAAGUAAUUGAUAAGGAUCAAAAUGGGAAAAUUAAUAUUUAAAAUGUUCAGGGAGUGAGAUAUGUCCCUUUGACUGAUUUAAAUAAGCAACUAAAUAAUUAAUAGAUCGAUAUAUUUAAUUAAAUAUCAAUUAUUUAAAGAAUUCUAGAUUAUAAUCAAGAGGCAAAUAUUAUAAAUAGAAUUAAAAAUUUAUAUACAAUUAAUAUUAUGCAAAGUGUAUAUCAUGAACAUUAUAUAAAAGUAAAAAAAUUACCAUGAGGAGCAUAUGGUAAGAUUUAUCUGUGUAAAUGUGAGAAAUUUAUAAAUAAUAAGAGAAUAUUUUAAUGAAUUCCUUCAUUAGUAGAAGUAGAAGCUCAUCCAUAAUUUGUAGUAAUAACAAAAUUUAAAUUUUUAAACAAGAAAGUCGGAUUGGACAUUGAUAGUUUAUGUGAGGUCAGAUUUAUGA
Molecule: messenger RNA, 1048 nt
Organism: Paramecium octaurelia
Lineage: Eukaryota; Ciliophora; Oligohymenophorea; Peniculida; Parameciidae
Source: the annotation of a GenBank genome assembly